AUGCCUCCUGCCUCCAGAGGUAUCCUCACCACCCUCCGCUUCAUCCGCAGUUAUGCCGCCGCCGGUCCUCGGUCACGCUUGUCCGAUCUGCGACGGCGAAGACCACUGCCUCUCGAGAGACCAACUCUGGUUUCUGAAACGAAAUUGCAAUUAAAGGCACCCGAGCAAGCGCAGAAGGAGGGCGGGUUCAAGCAGGAACAUGAAGGUCAAAAACAAGAAUAUGAUCGACGAAGCAUCUUCGACGACUUCUUCCAUGCUUUCCGGCCCUGGAUUGGAGGCUUGUUCUUCAUCGCGCCGCCCACGGCAUUUUUCUUGCUAUUCCUCUGCCCUGUCGAACCCAUGCACAUCACCGGCCCUUCCAUGUCACCCUUCCUCAAUGUCAACUCUUCGCCUGAUCUCCCUGAAACCACGGAUUAUAUCCUGGUCCAGCGUGUACUCCUGGAUUCCUGGUUUCGACCGCAUCUGCCGAAGGUGGAUGUCAAGCGCGGCCAGAUCAUUGUCUUCCGCACCCCGACCAGACCCGAAUCGUUGGCAGUGAAACGGGUUGUUGGUGUCCCGGGAGACAGAGUGCAUCCCUUAUCGGGCUACCCUGGCGGUGACGAGCCGGUCGUGGUACCAUUCAACCACAUUUGGGUAGAAGGCGACGCGAAUAGCCGGGAUAAGAGCGUCGACUCCAACUGGUACGGCCCGAUCAGCUUAAAUCUGGUAGUUGGGACCGCCAAGAUCCUUAUGACUCCAUGGUACUCAUGGAAGGUGAUCCGGCCGGAGGAGAACGACUACCCAGCGAAGAAGAGUGGUCGAAUCGAAUACGACGCCGUCUUCGACGCGAAGAUCAAUCCAGAUGCAAAGCGUCUCAGCGAGGCUUUCACCGACGGCAAAGCCGAGCAGGAACUACUCAUUUUGCGCAAGAACCGCGACCUUUUGCCCACUUUCCUCCGUGACCCGAAGAAGUACGCCAAGAUGAAGAGAAUGUACGCCUCUGCCUGCUGGGAGCUCGAGAAUCAGGACGAUCCGGAGAUCAUAGACACCGCUCAGGGUAUUGUCGACGAGCUCGAGACCGCCUUUGAGGCGGUUGGUCUGGCGAGGAAUGGUAACCCCCUGCCUCCCGCUUUGGCUGCACGUGAAGAAGAAAACUCCAGCCAGAGGAGGAGGCUGGAGGAAUAUCUUGCAACGGCCAAAGGCUCAGACAGCAGCAGCGAUGGUUAA
Molecule: messenger RNA, 1206 nt
Organism: Exophiala aquamarina CBS 119918
Lineage: Eukaryota; Fungi; Ascomycota; Eurotiomycetes; Chaetothyriales; Herpotrichiellaceae
Exons: 1
Coding region: 1-1206 (401 amino acids)
Biological process (GO): mitochondrial respiratory chain complex assembly
Cellular component (GO): mitochondrial inner membrane peptidase complex; membrane
Molecular function (GO): serine-type endopeptidase activity
Source: RefSeq, a predicted model, not a curated record